AUGGUCGAGUAUCUCAGAUGGAUGGGGCAACAGGAUGACAAUACUCCAAUUUCAAAGUUAUCUAUUCCUGGAACACACAAUAGUGCUGCGUGUCACAUUGCUCUACCCUCCGUCAAGUGCCAAGACCACACUGUUUCGACUCAAUUGAAGAAUGGUGUCAGAUUUUUCGAUAUCCGGCUGGGGAAGCAGUUUUUCAAGGACGACGUACAGGGCCAGUACCGUGGAAAAGACCUUCAGGUUAUCCACGGUAAAUUUCCUGUGCGUAUACCGCGGUCUUUGAAGUUCUCCUCAGUGUUGAACGAGCUCUUCAGUUUUCUGGAUCAAAACCCAAGUGAAACGUGCAUUGUGUCCAUAAAGCAAGAGGGCGAGGAUUUUACUGACAAUAAAUCGGAAUUUUCACAAUUCGUGUGGAGCACAUACAUCGAACCUUAUCAGGACCGUUGGUACCUGCAAAGCAACGUCCCACGUUUGUGUGACGCUAGAAACAAGAUCGUACUCUUCCGUCGUUUCAGUCUUAGUGAUAACUUUCAAGGUCAAGAUUACGGUAUUGAGGCUGCUUGGUGGCCCUUUAGUACUCCUAACGAGGAUUGUGGCUUGUUCCAAGUCCAAGACUUCUGUGAGCUCAAACAUGCUGAGAACAUCAAGGAAAAAACCGGAUACGUGAAGCAGUUUCUUCAGAUCGCUAUAAAUCACAAUAGCACUGCAGAUGCACCCCACAAAUUAUUUUUCAACUUCUGCUCUGGUGCAAACCUAUAUGAUACUGACUGCUGGCCUGAAAAAGUCGCUGAAGAAAUGCUCAGAAGCGGUCUUAAUAAUAAUCUCAAUCGGGGGUGCGGCAUAGUGAUUUUAGAUUACGCCGGCAAAGAUAAUUGGGCUCUUGUGCGCCAAAUAGUUGAUUCAAACUUCUGA
This is a messenger RNA of Lachancea nothofagi CBS 11611, 909 nucleotides long. The record is from the annotation of a GenBank genome assembly. Lineage: Eukaryota; Fungi; Ascomycota; Saccharomycetes; Saccharomycetales; Saccharomycetaceae.